AACAAACAAUACAAGUCAUGAGAGAGACGCGUAUAGUACCUGUGUUUUUGAAGUCCUACAAGAGUCUGUCUACCUUUCAUGUUCUUUUGUUAAUUAAUCUGAGGAUUUAACCGAGUCAUGAGCAGCGAUGAUGAGGACCUUCUCUGCUACACACCCCUACAAAGAUCCCAGGUGUCCUUCACACAGAAGAGACCCAGAGGAGACUUCAAGCCCUCCAAGCUCUCCCUGUCACGUAGCAUCACCCAGAGCCAGACCACAAGCAACAAUAUUAAAGUGGAGAAGAAAACGGUUAACCGCACCCCGAAAAGAACCUCCCUGAGUCGACCGCAGCCCGGGACCAGCAACGAGGUGGACACGAAACCGGUCAUAAAAACGUCUCCUAGCAAAUCUCGGAGAAGGAACAGCAGGAACAACACCCCAGUCAAAUCGCGUGCAGACAGACCCGACGAAAACAGUACGCCCGCUGAACUGGCCCGGUGGCGUUUUCUGUAUGGUUCUAAAGAUGAUGACUUUGAGCAGAACCCUCAACUCCACGCAGUAAGAGAACCAGAAGAAGGGGCACAGGAGGCACAUGACACUCUUCCCUCCUCGCAGAAAAGGAAGAGUGACGCAGAGGAGGACAUGAGUGGGAGUAAGAAGUUCAAUGGAGGCGUCUGUCCCCAUUGCAAAUUUCCAUGUAGCUCCCUGGAUUUGAAGGCCCGCCAUUUAAAUAUCUGUGAACAUAAGGACCUCUCACAGCUGUCCAGAUGCUCCCUUGGAUCCAGAUGCAGUGCAGCCUACGAGUCACACUACUGGACGUACGGCCAUGGGGAUCAGCCCUCGAACAAUACAUUUGGGGAGUCUUCAAGCGUCGCAAACAAAACUGGAGCAAUGAACAACGUGGUGGGUCUCGUGGACAGUGAUAGCUCGUCAACCAAAGACUCCGGUUUCAAUGGUGCAUCUGCUCUCUUUAGCCACCAGAAAUCUCCACCUCCGUCGCCUGAUUACCUCUCGCCUUCUGAUUCCGAGGGAGGGGAGAGUAUGGCAUUGUUUGACCUCAAGUCGAUAAAGCACGAAUUCGCCGCACACGCAACAAAUGACUUAAGAAGAGACUCUGUUGAUCAUACGAGGAGAGACUCUUUAGAUCAUAGAAGUAGAGACUCGAUAGAUAAUACAAGGAGAAACUCUGUAGAUCAUACAAGCAGAGACUUGCUAGAUAAUACAAGAAGAGAGACUAUUGAUCAAGCAAGGAGAGACUCUGUUGACCAUACAAGCAGGGACUCUAUAGAUCGAUCAAGGAGAGACUCUACAGAUCACACAAGAAGAGAGACUAUCGACCCUACCAGAAAAGACUCAAACGCCUCACAAGGAACCCCAGAAUCCAGGACAUUGUUAGACACGCUCGUACCCAACAUUGAGCUGAUUGAAGACGACCAACUCACGGUUGUUUUCAACCAGGAUAAGGAAUCGGAUAAGUCUUCCAUCUUCAGCAAGGAGGAAGUGGAGGAGGAGAACCAACCACCAUCUCCCGUGACCUGCCCCCAAGAAACUGAGAGGGUGGACUCGAGAACACCUGACUUGGAGGACAUUAGGGUUGUGCGAGAUCAAGAGGGCGACUUAGACGACUCGGAAGGGGAUGAGCUGAUCGGGAGUGUGGUGGAGGAAGCGAUAACGAACCAUGUGAUCCCCACCAUGGAGAAGGUGAUGAAGUGGAGGGAGGAAACUAAAAAAGCAGGACUCAAAGCAACGCCUCCUACUCAAGAAAGUAGCCCGAGUCCCAGACCGAGGAGGCCCCAUAAGAAACGUUCCUCGCCGCCUCCCUGCAUUCAUAUCCACUUCCACGAGGCCGGCCCAACCCAAGCCCCGACCACAUCCAACGGCAAAGAACGGGGCCAGACCAGCAUCCUACAGUUCUUUAAGUCGGCAAAAUCCAGCGGGGAAAGUGGCUGCACAUGUGCGGCGAAGAAACCAGUGGCCAAGGAGGGUGCUGCCGCGUGGAAGGGCUUGAUGGGACGCAUGCAGAAGAGGGAGCUGGUGCCUUUACCCAGUGUCUCGGAUAGUUCCCAGGACCUGCGCAGUGAAGCCACCAGUAAAAGUUGGAGGCAGAGAUCAGAAAAAAAUACCUGCCCGUUCUACAAAUACAUCCCGGAUGCCAGUUUUGUCGUGGACGCCUUCAGCUACGGCACCAUCGACGGGGUGAAGGGUUACUUCCUGAGCCACUACCACUACGAUCACUAUGUCGGCCUCAGGAAGAACUUUGCCCAGCCCAUUUAUUGCAGUGAGAUUACAGCUAAACUGGUCAGCAAGAAAAUUGGCGUGGCUCAGCGGUACCUCAACCCCCUGCCCAUGUGGGAGACUCGCCAGGUGCACGGUGUGGGGGUGACGCUGCUCGAGGCCAACCACUGCCCCGGGUCUGUAAUGUUCCUGUUCUCGGUAAAGCCGGGCGUCACACACUUGCACGUUGGGGACUUCCGCGCCCACCCCUCCAUGGAGAGCUACACCGCCCUUCAGAACUGCCCCAUACACACCCUCUUCCUGGACACCACUUACUGUUCCCCGGAGUAUGACUUUCCGCCUCAAGAGAAGAUCCUCGAGAAGUGUGUGUCCAUCGCCCAGAAGCACCAGCAGGAGAACAACAAAACCCUCUUCGUCGUUGGCUCGUACACAAUAGGGAAGGAGAGGGUGUUCAAGGCCAUCGCUGAGAGUCUGAACUGCUCCAUCUGGGUGAAAAGUGACAAAAAAAUGAUCCUGAACUGCAUUGACGACCAGGAGAUUCUGUCGCGCCUCGCCAAUGACAAGAAAAAAGCGAGGGUCCACGUUCUGCCCAUGAACAACAUUAAAGGACAGUUCCUGGGGGACUACCUGAACCAGAUGAAGCCGUUCUUCACGGAGAUCGUUGGGCUGUGUCCCACGGGCUGGGAGAACACCCGGGGGUCCAGUGGUGGAGGCCUGGACCAGAUCACGCCCCGUAACCCAUUCACUGAUGUCUACAUAUACGGAAUCCCGUACUCAGAGCAUUCAAGCUUCAGUGAACUAAGGAGGUUUGUGCAGUUCAUAAAACCACGGAAAAUACUUCCUACAGUUAACAAUGGCAACCAGGCAGCCAGGAAGAAGAUGGAAAAGUUCUUCAGCGAGUGGCUGGCAGGGAGACAACUGUUUGGCCAACACUGAAGCUUUUAAUUCUAAUUUGACAGCUUUGUCUCCAAGAGAGAUUAAAUAAUUUUAACACUAUAGCUUUGCUAAGGCUACAGGAGAGGGCUGGCUAUCUCUCACCAAGAAGCUGCCGUGAGCCAGAUCAACCUUGCAACAUUUUGGACGCAAGUGGAACACUGUACUAUAGAGCUACCCAAGGCCUUGCUGUAUGUAGAGGGCAGCACUAUAGUUUCUGGACCCACUCUUAAGUCAAAUCAGUGGCUCCAGAGAGAAGUGCUGAUGAGUACUGUGCUGCCCUCUACAUACAAGCAGUUUAAAAAUAAGGUCGUGUUUGGCAGCAUGGUCCCCAAGAAGAAAAGUCUAGUCUGCAUGAUGAAUUGGUUGGGGUGCAGGAGCAAGAUAAUUUAAUUAAACGAGAUUCAAUUAGCGGUUUAAGAAGUCAUCUCACUCAUCAUCAAACUUACAUUCCACAUUGUGCCUUUGAACUAGGUUAAGCUGUGGGCAGCACAGGAUCCGUCCCAUCACAAAACUAACUUCAGAAAGAGAUAGGAGAGAGAAUUUAAGGAUAGGACUUACGCUAAUAUUUCUAAGCCUUUUGGGGCUCACACACCCACAUUUGAUAAAGGCUUUUGUAGUGAUUAUAGAUAUUUCCAUUAGUAUUAUUAUGAGUAUAUUCGGUACUUUAAGCUUUCGUAUCCAUUUAUGUAGGAGAGUUUGCUUAGAUUUAAGAUGAGUUGUCACAAAGCUUACUACCAAAAUGCAGGUACAGUGGGAGGUGAGCCAUCUGUCUUGCAGCUCAAAAACAAAACAAAAACCAUGUGCUUCUAUAUGGGUCAUUAGCUUUAAUCACUCCCUACUGUAACAGUCAUCAGUAUAUCUUACUCAAAGAGAGAGCAUGUAAAAACUGCAAUAGUACAAUAAUGGCAGUUUUAUACAAAUUUGAUAAUAUAUAUU
Molecule: messenger RNA, 4086 nt
Organism: Eriocheir sinensis (Chinese mitten crab)
Lineage: Eukaryota; Metazoa; Arthropoda; Malacostraca; Decapoda; Varunidae
Exons: 14
Coding region: 118-3150 (1010 amino acids)
Biological process (GO): double-strand break repair via nonhomologous end joining; interstrand cross-link repair; protection from non-homologous end joining at telomere
Molecular function (GO): 5'-3' DNA exonuclease activity; damaged DNA binding
Source: RefSeq, a predicted model, not a curated record